AUGUGUGGGGCAAUCAGCACUUACCUGAGGAGCUGGGAGAGGAGCACCUAUCCACAAAUCACGCUCCAGCGCUUCUCUGCAUACCUGCUCCCCAUGUACCGGUACCUCAUCAGCACCUGGCUGCCCAGCGAGGACACAGAGGUCAAACUGGCUGUCCUCAAGGCCCUGGGGCCAAUGCUGAACAUCCUGCUGCCCAGGGAGGAACUGCAAAACCAGAUCUAUGGGGACAUCCCCCUGCUCCUGGCUCAGUAUGGGAAGAACAUCGAGGCCUUUUACAUCACCAAGGUUCUGGGAGAGAUCUUGCAGGCCUCUUCCUCCAACAACCCGAUCCCAGAGAUGUAUGUGGAGGCCAUCUCCCAUACGCUGAGUUACCAGGUCACUUCCAAAGUGCAGUGGCCCUACCGGCUCUGCAGGGAGAACUACACAGAGAUUUCCCACGUCUUCCUGCAGCUCAGAAAGGGGGUGGUGGGCCCUGGGUGUGACCUGCUCCCUGUAGCAAUGGACAGUCUUCCCCGUGCUCCCAUGCUGCGCUGGACAGACACACCCCAAAGCUCUGCACACUCGGACACUGAAGUUCCGAGGAUGGCCAGGCUGAAACACCUGUGCAUCAAAUCAGUGAAAUCAGUUCUUACCGAUGGGAGUCCCAGGGAGCUCUGGGAACGGCUGCUGGGCUGUGUUACCCGCACCCCUUACACUGCACCCCUUACCCGCACCCCUUACACUGAUUCCAUGACUUCCCUGUGCCGCUGCCUGAGGGUCCUGGCCACGAAGCGGCAGCAGCACAGACAAGCAGCCCAAGACUGCAGGGAGCCAGGACAUAGCAAGUUCUCUCUGGACCAGACCGCGUGGGAGCACAAGCUGUUGGAGUUCCUCCGAAAGACCUUGGGGAGGAGCAAAGAGGGUGUCUGGAGCCAGGAUCUGAGCCAGGAACUGAUCCGGCAGAUAGGCAGCUAUGCCAGCGCCUCAGUGGAGAAGGCUUUCCUCUACAAGGCUCUGGGCACAGCCCUGGCCAUGAGCAGGGAUGUGGCUUCAGUGACAGGACAGCUCCGGACGCUGCUGUCCAUGGCCGACUAUCUGAAUGGUGCAGAGAUGGAGUGCCUUGGCUCCUGCCUGCAGCUCUGUGCCAGGGAGCAGCUGGAUGCCACCCUGAGAGCUCUGGGCGACUUUGAGGACGAAAUAGCAGAGGGGGAGGAUUCCUGGCAUCUCAACUUAUGCAAGGGCCAGGCCCCACAGGAGAGGAACAGAGUGAAGAGCGCCCUCCUGCUGUUCUACAGCAGUGCAGCAGCCCAGGCGCCCCCCCAGCAGCUGCUCCCUCAGCUGGCGGACAAGAUUGUACCCAAAAUCCUGCACCAUUACAGUACCAGCUCCCAGGUAUCUGCCUGCAGAACUUGGUCCCAAUCUCCAUGCCAUCCCUUCUACCCUCUGAGAUUGGGCUCCCAGGGCCUCACAGGAUCGGACCUCAGGCCCCGGGGAGAGGGCAGCAUGGAUUGA
This is a messenger RNA of Gopherus evgoodei (Goodes thornscrub tortoise), 1491 nucleotides long. RefSeq names its product maestro heat-like repeat-containing protein family member 2A. The coding region runs from base 1 to 1491 and encodes 496 amino acids. Gene Ontology annotation, cellular component: cytoplasm. The transcript is spliced from 12 exons. Lineage: Eukaryota; Metazoa; Chordata; Testudines; Testudinidae. The record is from RefSeq and is a predicted model, not a curated record.